CAACCAUUUAAGCACAUUUGAGGCCAGAUCGAUGCACUGUUACACUCACAUUAGCAUACAGUUAUGGUAACACACAUGGAACUCCAAAACAGGAAACCGGUCACGAGCUUGCUUUGCGGCCCCGCACGAACGUGGAAUGGAUCAAUUGCUGCACGACAGAGUUAACGUCGUAAGGUUAGUAUCAAGGCUUCAGAGGGACGUGAGCGAGCGCGUAUGGGAGAAGCGUUCCGACCUGCCUGCCUGGGUUCAGGUUUCGAGGGCACAGACCAAUGUGAAGUAUGCUCGAAAGUUACUGGCUAAGAUCCGAAAACACGAAGAUGACGUGCCAUACUCGCCUUCUACGUCCUCGUUUCCUACCGUUGUCAAGUGUUUAGACGAUAUAGAGCCUGUACUUCAAAAGGCUUAUAAUGAAUUGGCUCCAAAGCCUCAAAUCCGCAAAAGCCUUGUUAGCUCGCUACCGAAGCCAGAAUUAUGUCCCUCCGUACCAGCCACCGCCGCCCCAACCACUAGAUCCACGUCUGAGGGAAUGAAUAGACUUACACAACCUGAAUCUACACAUCCUGUGCCACAACCUCUAGAACUCGACCUGCUGCUGGCCUCGGACAACGCAGUUUCACUACCAUCAGUCCCUAAUUCCCCAUUCGCCCCACGCACUUUAGGCAGUGAAAUGCCCAUCCCCACGGACAAUGAAGCCCAGGUCGAGCCCGCAUCAUCGUCCUUCCUCGCCACAUCACUACAAACCCAAGAAGAGCUCUCCGCUCAACUCGCUCAGAUGGCGGCUCGACUGAAGCUCAAUACGAUGCAUUUUACUGAGGCGUUGGAGAAAGACAAGGCUGUACUUGAGGGCGCGGAGAUGAAGCUGCAAGGAAACUUCACAAGAAUGAAGGCAGAGAGAUCUCGGUUAGGUGCGUAUAGUAGUAAGAGCGGUGGUACGACGUGGAUUGUGUUCUUCUCCAUCAUCGUCGUAGCGAUAGCAUGGGCCGUUAUGUUUGUCAUUAUCCGUUUAACAUGAUCAAUUUAUUUCCUGACCCUCAGCGCUUGAUUAAU
This is a messenger RNA of Cantharellus anzutake, 1047 nucleotides long. RefSeq lists its product as uncharacterized. Bases 137 to 1012 code for a protein of 291 amino acids. The transcript is spliced from 4 exons. The record is from RefSeq and is a predicted model, not a curated record. Gene Ontology annotation, molecular function: SNAP receptor activity. Gene Ontology annotation, cellular component: SNARE complex; endoplasmic reticulum. NCBI's taxonomy places the organism in Eukaryota, Fungi, Basidiomycota, Agaricomycetes, Cantharellales, Hydnaceae. Gene Ontology annotation, biological process: retrograde vesicle-mediated transport, Golgi to endoplasmic reticulum.